AUGACUUCCAAAGGAAAGGGAGGAGAAGUAGGAAGGAAUUCGAAAGAAAUCUGGGUUUACGUAGGUGGACCAGAUAGCAGAAAACCCAUUGAUGCUCCACUAGUAGCCUGGGAAGAUAGAAAAGCACCUCUCAGAACAGUCACAACACUGACCCAAACAAAACCCGGAAACAUACCAGUUGACAUUCCUAAAGAAGUCAUCGAAAAAGAAGUCAUCCUGGCAGGAGUAUUAACUCUUGUAGACAAAGAAGACCCAGAACUGACACCAGGACCAAGCAACCCAAGAUGUCUGGACCCAAACCCGGACCCAAUACCAGGUACAAGGACAGCAAAUACAAACAACGAAAUGUCGUCAGAUAAAGGAAACAAACUGAAGGACUUUGAUGGAACCAGGUCCAAAUACCAAGAAUGGAUCUACGAGUACUAUAUGUACAUCCUGGCCAACCCAACCAAGUACACUACGGACAUGGAUAAGAUCCUAAUGGUACUAUCAUACAUGAGGGAGGGAACGGCAUUGUUGAUGGGAAAAUGCUCAGCAGACGAAUUUGUCACAGACUACCUCAUGACCGCUGGAGAAAGCGGAUUUGAUCUAGAAUCAACUGUCAACUACUUCCGCCGAGCCAUAUACCUGGAGAUCUUUAAACAAAUUUACAGACUUCCAGAAAUGCCAACCACGAUAGAUGACUGGUGGAGAGAACUCCAAAGCAUAAAAAGCUCUGUCCCCACCACAAUGCCCCGUCAUAACAACCCCUUCUGCUAUGAUUUUUCCAACGCCCCCACUUCUAUGAAUAACUCAGUCGUACCCAUGGCCAUAGAUUCUAUUCACACUCCCCUCACUGACGACGAACGAGCCAGGCUGCGCGCAGAGGGUGGGGUUUCAUCUAGGGUACAUGAAGGGGGAACUAGACAUGUUCAACAGGGUAGUAGAGAAGUAGGGUACCGCCCAGCUCAAACCGGCAGAGCAUUGGCCGGCAGAGGAGGAGGCUAUGGCAGAGCGCUCCCGGCAAGAGCUCAGAUUAGUGGCGAGACAGCAACUUCGGGCAAAAGUAGAAGCGUGGUGAUGACUAACCUAUUCUGGGCUAGACUUGCAGUGCACUAA
Messenger RNA from Heterobasidion irregulare TC 32-1, 1098 nucleotides. RefSeq lists its product as uncharacterized. The coding region runs from base 1 to 1098 and encodes 365 amino acids. Lineage: Eukaryota; Fungi; Basidiomycota; Agaricomycetes; Russulales; Bondarzewiaceae. The transcript is spliced from 6 exons. The record is from RefSeq and is a predicted model, not a curated record.